CUGGCAGCUCCUGAAUGCUUCUGUCUGGGCAAAGGAAGAAGUUGGACAACUCUUGCAAUCUGACUGGAGUGGGACAAUCUCAAACGUCACAGUUAUUGAGUUCCGGGAAAUUGGCUGUUGUGUUACAGCAAGUUUGAUUACCGGUGUCGGCGCUGCCAAUUUGGCAACCACUUGGAUUCGUCAAACUAGACUAAACUUAGAAACUUGGAAAACUUAACUGACUUGAAAAUCAAUCCACCAGGUAUCCCUCUCCCUCCCUCUCUCUCUCUCUUCCGCGGCCGACCAGAAGUUGGGGCUGAGUGUCAUUAUGAGAUGUCGUCUCUUAGUGCCUCCUUCGUGCAAAUCAAGUUUGAUGACAUCCACUUCUACGAGAACUGUGGCGGCGGCAGCUUUGGCAGCGUGUACCGAGCGAGGUGGAUCUCCCAGGACAAAGAGGUGGCGGUGAAGAAACUACUCAAGAUAGAGCACGAGGCUGAAAUCCUCAGUGUGCUCAGCCACCGAAACAUCAUCCAGUUUUACGGGGCGAUUCUUGAGGCGCCUAACUAUGGCAUUGUCACAGAGUAUGCGAGUGGGGGGUCCCUAUACGACUAUCUGUCCAGUGACCAGAGCGAGGAGAUGGACAUGGAUCAGGCCAUGACGUGGGCUAUGGAGAUCGCUAAAGGAAUGCACUAUUUACACUCCGAGGCCCCCGUCAAGGUGAUCCACAGAGACCUCAAGUCCAGAAACGUGGUCUUGGCAGCGGACAAAGUCCUCAAGAUCUGUGACUUCGGGGCGUCCAGGUUCCUGUCCCAUACCACACACAUGUCUCUGGUGGGGACGUUCCCCUGGAUGGCCCCCGAGGUGAUCCAGAGCCUGCCCGUCUCAGAGACCUGCGACACCUACUCGUACGGGGUGGUGCUGUGGGAGAUGCUGACACGAGAGAUUCCCUUUAAAGGCCUGGAGGGCCUCCAGGUGGCCUGGCUGGUUGUGGAGAAGAACGAGAGGCUCACCAUUCCCAGUAGCUGCCCCAGCAGCUUUGCUCAGCUGAUGAGGAAGUGUUGGCUGACUGAGCCCAAGGAACGACCCGUGUUCAAAGAAAUCCUCUCAACCCUGGAGACAAUGUCCAAUGACAGCAAACUUCCUCAACAGUGCAACACUUUCUUGCACAACAAAGCAGAGUGGAGGUGUGAGAUCGAGGCGACUCUGGAGAGACUGAAGAAGCUGGAGAGAGACCUGAGCACCAAGGAGCAGGAGCUAAAGGAGCGAGAACGUCGCCUGAAGAUCUGGGAACGCAAGCUGAUCGACCAGUCCAACACCCCGCUGCUCCCCACGCUGGAGAUCCACGCCUGGACCGAGGAGCAAGUGCACUUUUGGAUGGAGCAGAUAUUUGGCGGAGGCGACGUUGCACGUGGCAUGCAGCUGUACGCUGACCUCUUCAAGGAGAACCACAUCACAGGCAAGAGCCUGCUGCUGCUCACCGAAGCGGACAUGCGAGACCUGGGGGUCACAUCCAAGGGUCACAUCAUGCAUCUGAAGAGCGAGAUUGAGAAGUUGGCUAAUGACUACCUGGGCCUUAUGCAUUUCCCUCCUUUGAUGAAGGACGAGUGGGCGGAGGAGGAGGAGCGGAGGAAGAUCGUGAACCUGGAGCUGGUGUUUGGAUACCACUUCAAACCAGGAACAGGUCCCUCGGACUGCAAGUGGAAAAUGUACAUGGAACUUGAUGGCGAUGACGUUGCAAUUGCAUACAUCAAGGAUGUGACCUUUAACGUCAACCGGCCCGAUGUGGAGGUUGUGAAGAUGACCAAGCCACCAUUCGUGAUGGACAGAUGGAUAGUCGGGCAACAGGAGAACUCAGUUAUUGACUGCAUUGUAAAUUAUGAGAGCGAUGUCAGACCCCCCAGAUCCACCAGACACACCCAUGCAGUGAAGUGGAACUCCACCAGCGGGCGUGAUGAGAUCAGGACAGUGGAGCUGGUGGUAGAGACCGCAGCGUCCUACACCGAGGGCCGGCCCAGGAGCAGGUCCAACUCAGACGUGGACCCCAGGUGGAUGUACAAGCUGAGGCAGAGGCAGCUGAAGAGCCAGUCAGGACAGAAGCCGGUGACCCGAGGCCCAUCCAGCAGGUCCGACCCCCACACGCUACCUCACUUCCUGUCGGACCAGGCGUCGUCGUACGCCGCCGCCGUGCGGAGGUCCCCCAGCCGCACCUCCCUCCCCGCUUGGUCCGAUUCCCGUAGCUCCUCCCCCACCGCCAGCCUCUCCUCCAAGCUCUCCUCCCUCCACCUGGGGUCGAAGGGCAGCAGCCCCUCCAGCACCACCUCGGAGAGCGCCUCGGAGAGAGAGCGCCCGCUCAGCGCCGGGGCCGUGCACGACUACCGCCGACACAGCUACUUUGGCAACACGCUCACCGUCAAAGGGCCGGACUAUCAGGACAUGAGGACUCAGACGAGGGGAAACUUCACCUCGACCAGGUACAGGGGAGGCUCUUAUCAGGCUGGGAGGCCCAGGUCAAACAGCUCCAGCUCGGUGCCUCAGAACCGUCCCAGACCGAUCCCUGGCAUUUCAUUUGACGUUGAAAACCCCCCUGCCGAGAGAGGGGAGGCUAAAGUCAGCGAGGGGGGGUGGAUCAAAGUGGAGCGUCAAAAGAAAUUACCACGUCAAGACAAUAAGCAGGUCAGAGGUCGAGGUCGAAGGGGGGGGCGAGGCCGGGGGCGAAGCUGAGGAUUGUUCAGGGGGAGUCAGGUGGCUGAGCGGUUAGGGAAUCGGGCUAGUAAUCCGAAGGUUGCCAGUUCGAUUCCAGGUCAUGCCAACUGACGUUGUCCUUGGGCAAGGCACUUCACCCUACUUGCCUCGGGGGAAUGUCCCUGUACUUACUGUAAGUCGCUCUGGAUAAGAGCGUCUGCUAAAUGACUAAAUGUAAAUGUUCAAGACCUUCUGAUGGACUGGGUGUUUAUAUCAAUCUUAUAUUUGACUAACUGAAUGGGGUGAAUCAUGGUUUUCCCAACUAUGUUAUAAUUUGUCAUGUUGGGCACAUUCAGAAAGUUGUUUCUCUUUGUAUGUUUAUUUUAAACAUAAAAUACCCUGUUAACACCAGAGUGAACAGGUAUUUAUUUGGUAUCUAUACAUGCUGAAUGAGGUGGCACUAUUAUGUUGUGUAACUUUGUAAAAUGUCUAAAUGUUUGUGUGCAUACAAUAUCCUAUUUUUGUAAAUAUGUUAUGAAUUGGUUUAUUUUUAAAUUGAAUAUUAUAAUGAUGGAACAUCUGUAUAAUGGCAAUAAAAUAUAUUUACAUUCUU
Osmerus eperlanus (European smelt) is the source of this 3274-nucleotide messenger RNA. It is a transcript of the gene map3k20a, whose product is annotated as mitogen-activated protein kinase kinase kinase 20a. The record is from RefSeq and is a predicted model, not a curated record. The coding region runs from base 313 to 2700 and encodes 795 amino acids. Gene Ontology annotation, cellular component: cytoplasm. Gene Ontology annotation, biological process: signal transduction; protein phosphorylation. Gene Ontology annotation, molecular function: ATP binding; protein binding; protein kinase activity. The transcript is spliced from 20 exons. NCBI's taxonomy places the organism in Eukaryota, Metazoa, Chordata, Actinopteri, Osmeriformes, Osmeridae.